UUAAUUCCUGUGAUUGUUAAACUAGUCCUCUGGUUAUGAGAGGUGUCUGCUCCACAUCUUCAUCCUCUGUCACUUCCUCUCUGUUUUUCUACAUUCAUUCUUCCUCUUUGUGUUUUGGUCUUUCAGGAAUUCCCUUCCCAAAGAACUUCAUCCAGAUCUGUAAGAAGAUCCUGUGUCGUCUUUUCCGUGUGUUCGUGCACGUCUACAUCCAUCACUUCGACCGGAUCCUCCUGAUGGGAGCCGAAGCGCACGUCAACACCUGCUACAAGCACUUCUACUACUUCUCCACUGAACUCAACCUGAUAGAGUGCAAGGAGCUGGAGCCGCUGAAAGAAAUGACCUCUAGAAUGUGUUUGUGAGCGCCGGCAUCUGGACCGUUUCCAAACACUCACACCUGAGAGGCUUUUCUCAGGAGCUUUAAUCCAUGAACUGGGUUGCCAUGGAGAUGAGGUCAUCACCAGGGUGAUUCCAGAGCCUGUGACAUCAUCACUGAACCAGACUGAACUGUAAGGAUGAGGCUGAGAGACUGACAGUGAGCGCCAUCUAGUGGCGAGGCGUGUUACUCACACUGGGCUAACAGAGCAAUCAGAGGACUCAUGUUUCAUUCAGACAUCUGCUCAAAUCCACACCAAGACGUGGACACCUUCAUUUAACGUUCAGCUCUGUGAGGUUUGGAUGAGCUGCUUUCAUUCAUCUCCAUGUUGCUUUAUUUCUGUUUGUGCUGCACUGAAAUGAUGGGUUAGUUUUAGUCACUGGAUCAUUUGAUGAUAAAUCUGAUGCUCAGUUCAGCCACGGACAGUAAUUCUGUGAACUGGACGUCAGUAUUCAUUGGCCAAUCACAGUCUGACAGUGUGUUUGAGGAGAAUUGAAACGGUCAGACAGUGUCUGUCGGAUCUGCACUGAUUCUAUUCAAAUCUCUCAUUUGCAAUAAAACCAUAAUAUACAUUUGUUUAAUUGGUGUUGUGUGAGUUCCACUUUUAAGCUCUCGUCCAACUUUUUUUUUUUUGAAACGUGACCCUGUAAAUU
Sinocyclocheilus anshuiensis is the source of this 1026-nucleotide messenger RNA. RefSeq names its product MOB kinase activator 3B-like. The record is from RefSeq and is a predicted model, not a curated record. NCBI's taxonomy places the organism in Eukaryota, Metazoa, Chordata, Actinopteri, Cypriniformes, Cyprinidae. Bases 36 to 359 code for a protein of 107 amino acids. The transcript has 2 exons.